Messenger RNA from Lactuca saligna, 384 nucleotides. NCBI's taxonomy places the organism in Eukaryota, Viridiplantae, Streptophyta, Magnoliopsida, Asterales, Asteraceae. The record is from the annotation of a GenBank genome assembly.
AUGUCGGCCAAGAAAAUCGUUGAACUUUGUAAAGAGGCCAAAAAAUCAUUGCAUUGGAUUGUACUAAACAAUUACGAUGAGGAUGAGAUGAGAAGCUACAAAUCUGAAUUAAAAUUAGAAUUGCCUGAAAGUGAUAUCAAAAAGGAAUUUCCUUCAUGGUUCAAAGAAAAGAUUUAUUGUCUCCAAAAAGAUAUGCCUUCGGAUUGUACUGGCGAAUUAAAGGAGUUAGCAUAUGUUCUGUUGUGUGCAUAUUCUUACACUGCGUGCAUUGUAAAUGGUGUCCGAUUUGUCGUGAAUAAUCACGAUCUCCAACGCACUACUCAAAAUAGUGGUGUUGUUACAUUCGGAGAAGACGGGCAAACGGUUCAAUGCGUCGUUACGUAA